Pyricularia grisea is the source of this 507-nucleotide messenger RNA. RefSeq lists its product as uncharacterized. The transcript has a single exon. Lineage: Eukaryota; Fungi; Ascomycota; Sordariomycetes; Magnaporthales; Pyriculariaceae. Bases 1 to 507 code for a protein of 168 amino acids. The record is from RefSeq and is a predicted model, not a curated record.
AUGAGCAUGGAAACAGAAACCCAAUCCCUCGGAGGCUACCCUCCACCCCCGAUGAAGGAGCCUCGAACUGUAUCAUGCGACCUUGGAAUUAGCGACAACGAUCUCCAAAAGCUCAAGACCGGCCUCGUGCCUUACGAUCAAGACGACAAGUGGUACUUUGCAACCACGGGGCCCGACGACGCCGGCAUCAUUUCAUUCCACAUCAUCCGCUACUUUUCCCACCGGGAUUUCUACAUCAUCCACGUCAAGCCCAGCGACGACGUGGGUGGUGACCAAAGCACACGUCGCCACAAGAUUCAGUCUUUCACGUGGGAUGAGAACCAGUGCGGCAUCUACAUGACCGAGGAGCAGGGCAAGAAGCAGGCCGUCUCGCUCUGGAGGAGCCACCUCGAGUGCGAGUUUGAAGAACUUCCCGAGGAGGACUUUUCUUCUGACUGGAUGGAUUAUUCAGGUUAUGAUUUGAAUCCUGAGGACCCCAUCUAUCUGAAAUACAGAGAUAGUCCGUGA